GGGAUGACUGUCACAGCAUGGCUUGAUAAGUGGUGCAUGGGUCCAUGCCCAGGAUCCAAACAGGCGAACCCCGGGCCGCCAAAGCAGAGUGCGUGAGCUUAACUGCUACAUCACGAUGCAGGCCCCUGUAUUAAGUACUCUUAUUGAGGAAACCACAUGUGUGAUUUGAGAGAGAAUGGUGGAGAAAUUCCCUUAAAUGAAAUUCUUUUAAAUGAGACUAUAAAUGUCUUUUGGGGGGCUGAGUAUGAGCAAUGUGGGAACUGCUCUUCUGUUCCAGGGCUGGCACAGAUAGGUACUCAAUAAAUAAAAAGCUCAAUAAAUAAACUGCAAAAUAUAAAGCCCUUGAAGGGUUUAAAUAAGUUUGUAAAAGUGUCAAAAUAACUUGGGCUGUUAGGUUCUUAAAUUUCUUUGUUUCUUCUUGUGUUACUCACUGAAGAGAAGCGUUUCAUCACUGUACCUGUUGUGUGGUUUAUUAUCACUAAAGACUGCUUUCUAGAAUACAGUAGGUUGCUUUUGUUUGAUGUUUUGAUGAGCAGGAAUACUGGUCAUGGAUUUUCUAGACCUCGGUUCUAAAUUUUACCACUUCUUCAUGAGGUGUCCUCAUCCUUGUCUCCUAACAUAUCUGGUAAUUUCAGUUACCGUUCUCUGCAUCUUCUCUGUAACAUGUCUGCUGAGGAAAAAUCAGAGCCGAGAGAGAGAAGCUAAGUUACAUUUAGAGCAGAAGGGAAAAUAUGUGAUGGGGACGAAGAGAGACUAAGAGGAAUUCCUUUAGAAGAGUGUAAUCACUGAAAACUCCUCUCUCGCAUGUAAUCUCUCUCACGCACCCAUAGAGCCUGAAGAGACCCUUGGGGGUCAUGGGCAUCACUGGGUUCCCUGACAGUUUAUCUGGAGUCACAGCAUGCAAGCAAGGUAAGACUUAACAGCACCAUGACAAAGCCAUGCCUAGGAGCACUUGUUCCUCCAAGGGCCAGGCCCCUUCACGCACAUGCACACACACACACACACACACACACAGGUGGUGAUCUUUGUGAAGCCUGUGCAUUGCCCUGGCCCAGCUCCUGGUGGAGGAGAACUUCCAAGCCAUUGCCAUCCAGCAAGGGAUGCCCCAGGAGGAGAGGUGAGUCAGAGAUGGGGAAGACGUUUUGUGUCCUUGGGAGGAAAAGACGCCACUGAGAGAAGGAUCUCAACAUUUUUAUAAUUUCAUUUCUCAUGAAGGCUUUCUUGGUAUCAGCAAUUUAAAGGCUUUCAACAAUGAAUUCUUGUGGCUACCAACCUAUUCAGUGGAGGCAUGAACAUCGAGAGGGUGAACAUUGCCUUUAACUACGACAUGCCUGAGGAUUCUGACACCUACCUGCAUCGUGUGGCCAGAGCAGGCUGGUUUGACACCAAGGGCUUGGCCAUCACAUUUAUGUCACAUGAGAAUGAUGCCAAGAUCCUCAUUGAUGUGCAGGAUCGCUUUGAGGUCAGUAUUAGUGAGCUGCCUGAUGAGAUAAACAUCUCCUCCUACAUUGAACAGAUGCAGUAGAGGACUUACCCACCUAUUCUGGAAUGUGACAGUCUGUCCGUCUUCAGGAGGUGACACCAGGCAUGGGGGUAAAGGAGACACUACUGCCACCUACCCUUGACAACUCCCAACCCCCACGCCAUGGCUUCCCUCUUUUGCAUCACCACCACUCCUAAACCUCCAUUUCCUGAUUUGUCAGAACUUUUUUUCAACAAAACUAAAAAACA
Messenger RNA from Equus caballus (horse), 1731 nucleotides. Lineage: Eukaryota; Metazoa; Chordata; Mammalia; Perissodactyla; Equidae. The record is from RefSeq and is a predicted model, not a curated record.